UUUGGCGCUUGAAGAUGGGCGCGUCUGCAAUUUGUAUUUCUGUCUGACGCAGCUCGAAUCGUUUUAAGCUCGCUUUCUCUGCAGAUGUCUAUCAAAAUCACGAGAGCAUUCGAAAUCUACGAAAUUUGCAGUUUGGAUUGCUUCUUUUUCAUGGUACUUGAAUUUUUGAAAUGAGUUUUAAUAGUCCUUUCAUCUGAGGCGAAUCGGCCCUUCUCGUACUGCUGUUGAUCCAAUGCUUGCAUCCAAGGCCUUGCGUAGUUGUUCAUGGUGGAGCACUUGCUUAUCGCGUACAUAUGUUCCAGUUUCCCUUCUGAUAUCCAGCUCCAAAGCGUCAAGUUUAGAGGUGCCACUUGGUCUUGAGAACUUGCCAAACUUGAACAGCGUUGGUAGAUUUCAAACAUUUUGCUCCAGUUCUUUCUGGCUGGGUAUUGGUGAAAUGGAAAUGAGAAAUCACUUGAUUAAAGAGAGGAGGUGCAGCUCUUCCAACAGUGGCAAUGAGGAAUCCACAAGAGAGACAUUCCCACGGAGAAGCUAUUCAAGGGAAAAUUUUGAAGUAAACCUGUCAAAUCCAAGGAUCUCAUCGCUUGGUUGGAGUAGAGUAUUUGAUAGUGCUUGUGGUUGGCCGCAUUCACAAAACCGUCAAUAUGGCACACAAUGCAAUUACAAGGACACUGGAUAUCGAACAAAUAAGUUUUUAAGUGAUAUACCAAAAUUUGUCAAGAUUGUGGAAGUUGGGCCAAGGGAUGGAUUGCAAAAUGAGAAGAAUAUUGUACCUACAGCUGUAAAGAUUGAACUGAUCCAAAGAUUGGUUUCUUCUGGUUUGCCCGUUGUCGAGGCUACAAGCUUUGUUUCACCAAAAUGGGUACCACAGCUAGCAGAUGCAAAGGAUGUGAUGGAAGCAAUUCAAAACGUGGACGGUGUCAGAUUUCCUGUGUUAACGCCCAAUCUUAAAGGUUUUGAAGCGGCAGUAGCAGCUGGUGCAAAGGAAGUCGCCGUAUUUGCAUCUGCUUCAGAGUCCUUUUCUAGAUCAAACAUUAACUGUAGCAUUGAAGAGAGCCUCACUCGUUACCGUGAUGUUGCUCUUGCUGCCAGAAAGCUCUCUAUUCCUGUUCGUGGGUAUGUAUCAUGUGUUGCGGGCUGUCCUGUUGAAGGAGCAGUGCUCCCAUCAAAAGUGUCAUACGUUUCGAAAGCGCUUUAUGAUAUGGGCUGCUUUGAAAUCUCCCUUGGUGAUACAAUUGGAGUGGGUACUCCAGGCACCAUUGUUCCAAUGCUUGAAGCUGUGAUGGCUGUUGUCCCUGUUGAGAAGCUUGCUGUCCAUUUCCAUGAUACAUAUGGGCAAUCUCUUUCAAAUAUUCUCGUUUCCCUCCAAAUGGGAAUCAGCACUGUGGACUCGUCUGUUUCUGGCCUUGGAGGGUGCCCAUAUGCCAAGGGUGCCUCUGGCAAUGUGGCUACUGAGGACGUUGUGUAUAUGCUCCAUGGGCUCGGUGUAAAGACCAAUGUGGAUCUUGGCAAGCUCAUGUCGGCUGGAGACUUCAUCUGCAAGCAUUUGGGACGUCAGUCGGAUUCAAAAACAGCCACUGCUUUGAGCAGAACUAUGGUGAAUGCCUCCAAGUUAUAAAGGUAAUGUUAUUGGGCAAUCCUUCAUCUAGUAAUAGACUCAUGGAAAUAAAGAAAAAUCAAUGAUCUUCGCAGAAAGUAUUGCAAUGUGUGGAAAUCUCCGAAACAUGUUACAAUAAUGCAAAAAAAAAAAAAAAAGGAAA
Molecule: messenger RNA, 1760 nt
Organism: Magnolia sinica
Lineage: Eukaryota; Viridiplantae; Streptophyta; Magnoliopsida; Magnoliales; Magnoliaceae
Exons: 9
Coding region: 233-1618 (461 amino acids)
Biological process (GO): ketone body biosynthetic process; L-leucine catabolic process
Molecular function (GO): hydroxymethylglutaryl-CoA lyase activity
Source: RefSeq, a predicted model, not a curated record